UGAAAGUGCAAAGCAUGAUUGAAAGAUGAAAAGAGAAUGAAAAGAAAAGCACUCAAAGAAAGAGAGCAGUGACGGGGAAGGCAUCUGCAUCACCCCCAGCAGAAGAAGGGAAGGAAGGAAGAGGAAUCUCAUGAGCUAACGCCCUGCUCUGAAUGAGCAGCUCUGCCUCUCUGCUCCUCACCCUCCUCCCUCACCCCUCCAUCCCUGCUGAGCAUCACACAGGAGGAUACAACUCAGCAGCUCUGGCUUUGCUUUCCAACACUGCGUCUUAGCUUCAGUUGUGGGAGAUCCUAAGUGAACGCUCGAACUGCCAGCUAGAGAACUCCAGGUUAUGGGAGGAAGUUUGGGAGAUAAAGUCGGGGCCUCUGCCCCUGGUUGGAUCUGACCUAGAGGUUUUCUUGGGCUCUUACCGUCAUGGGGUGCACCACCAGCGUGGUUCUGCUGAAGGGGAUCCGGUCCAUCCUUGAGAGGAACUGUAGCUACAUAAAAGGAGCGGUGGAGCUAGGAUCUGUGGAAGAGGAAGAGGAAACACUGACUGUUAGGGGUUCUCAUCUGUGGAUCCCUACCACUGCUUUGGUAAAACCGAAGAUCAUAGAGCCCCUGGAAUAUGAAAAUGUGCUCCUUCAGAGGAAAACCCAGAUCAUCAGUGAUGUUCUGCGUGAUAUGCUGCAGUUUCCCACAGAUGACUUUCAGAUCUCCACCCUGCGGCGCCAGGGCCGGACUCUGCACUCCACUGUGCCAGAGACCGCAGAGAAGGAAGCUCACUCUCUGUUUGUCCAAGAGUGCAUCCAGACCUACAAGUCAGACUGGCAUGUUGUCAGCUACAAGUAUGAGGAGUAUUCCGGAGACUUCCGCCAGCUCCCAAAUAAGGUGUUGAGACCUGAGAAACUCGCUCCUCACGUGUUUGAAGUUGAUGAAGAUGCAGACAAAGAUGAGGAUACAGCUUCUCUCGGGUCUCAGAAGGGAGGAGUGUCCAAACACGGCUGGCUGUACAAAGGCAACAUGAACAGUGCUAUCAGUGUCACCAUGAGGUCUUUCAAGAGGAGGUACUUCCAUCUUGCUCAGCUGGGUGAUGGAUCCUACAACCUCAACUUCUACAAAGAUGAAAACACCUCCAAGGAGCCUAAAGGAACCAUCUUCCUGGACUCGUGCAUGGGGGUUGUUCAGAACAGCAAAGUGCGUCGAUUUGCCUUUGAGCUGAAGAUGCAGGAUAAGAGUACGUUCCUGUUGGCUGCCGACAGCGAAGCGGAGAUGGAGGAGUGGAUGAACACUCUCAACAAGAUCCUCCACAGCAGCUUUGAGCAGGCCAUGCAGGAGAAGAGGAACGGAGACCUCAAUGAUGAUGAGGAGCAGGGAAAAACAAACCUAUCCUCUGGAAGCUUUCAGGACACAUUUCAGACUGCCAGAGACAAUGAAUCUAAAAUGAGGAGUGAAACUCGGCUCAAGCUGUUUACUCUGGAUCCGGACACACAGAAGCUGGACUUUACCGGUAUUGAACCAGACGUGCGGCCGUUUGAAGAGAAGUUUGGAAAGAGGGUUCUGGUCAGCUGCCACAACUUAUCGUUCAACCUGCAAGGUUGUGUCGCAGAAAACGAAGAGGGCCCAAUGACCAAUGUAGAACCUUUCUACUUAGUCCUGUCCCUCUUCGAUGUCCAGAACACAAGGAAGAUCUCGGCUGACUUUCACGUGGAUCUCAACCACCCAAUGGUCCGACAGAUGACAUCUGGUUAUGGUACUACAUCCAAUAUCCAAAUCAUUGGUGAUGGCUCCCUGGAGCACCCAGAGCAGGCUCACCUCUAUCCCACACAAGGGGUUUUUUCAGUCACUUGCCCCCACCCAGAGGUCUUUUUGGUGGCCAGAAUUGAGAAGGUCCUACAAGGAGGGAUUACCCACUGCACCGAACCCUACAUGAAGAGCUCAGACUCUACUAAGGUCACUCAAAAAGUGUUGAAAAAUGCCAGGACAGCGUGCAGCAGACUGGGGCAGUUCAGGAUGCCGUUUGCCUGGGCUGCAAGGCCAGUGUUCAAAGACGCAUCAGGAACUCUGGAUAAAAACGCUCGUUUUUCAGCUCUGUACAGACAGGACAGCAGCAAACUGUCAGACGAGGACAUGUUCAAACUUCUCACCGACUUCAGAAAGCCAGAGAAAAUGGCCAAACUACCCGUUCUUUUAGGGAACAUAGAUGUAACUAUCGAUAACAUGGCUCCAGAUGGAACCAACUGCAUCACUUCCUCUUACAUCCCAGUCAGGAACUUUGAACAAAACAAGCAAGGCGCCACUCUCCUAGAGGUGGAGGAGUUUGUUCCCUGCAUUGCUAAGUGCGCCCAACCUUUCACCGUCUACAAAAACCACCUCUACGUCUACCCAAAACAUCUCAAGUAUGACGGACAAAAGUCUUUUGCAAAGGCGAGGAAUAUUGCUGUUUGCAUUGAAUUUAAGGAUUCUGAUGAGGACGAAGCUCAGCCACUGAAGUGCAUCUAUGGUCGCCCAGGAGGACCUCUGUUCACUAAGCAUGCAUAUGCAGCCGUCCUUCACCACCAGCAGAACCCUGAGUUCUAUAAUGAGAUCAAAAUAGAGCUGCCCACUCAGCUACAUGAGAAACAUCACCUUCUCUUCAGCUUCUAUCACGUCAGCUGUGACAACAACAGUAAAAAGAAAGAUAUGGUGGAGACUCCUGUUGGUUCAGCUUGGCUGCCUCUGCUGAGGGAUGGAGGCAGAGUCAUCAUAAAUGAGCAGCAACUUCCUGUGGCUGUUAAUCUACCUGCGGGGUACCUCAAUGCCCAGGACAACAAGCAGUCUGGUUUGGAGAUCAAAUGGGCUGAUGGAGGAAAACCUCUGUUCACAGUCUCAACUCAUCUAGUUUCAACAGUGUACACUCAGGAUCAGCAUUUACACAACUUCUUCCACCACUGUCAAAGCAUGGAGAUGUCAGAACGAGCCUCGGAGGGAGAGCUGAUUAAAUACCUGAAGAGUCUUCAUGCUAUGGAAGGUCACGUAAUGGUAAACUUCCUGCCCACCAUCCUCAACCAGCUCUUCAGCGUUCUGACCAGGACGACACAUGAGGAUGUGGCUGUCAAUGUUACCAGGGUGAUAGUUCACAUAGUAGCUCAGUGCCACGAGGAGGGUCUUGAACAUUACCUAAGAUCUUACGUCAAGUUUGUGUUCAAGCCAGAACCUUAUUCUUCCAUCAGUGUGAAAACCAUUCACGAGGAGCUGGCUAAAGCCAUGACAGCCAUCCUCAAGCCAUCUACAGAUUUCUUAACAAGUAACAAGCUUCUGAAGCACUCGUGGUAUUUCUUUGAAGCCCUUGUGAAAUCCAUGGCUUAUUAUCUGAUGGAAAGCGGUAAGGUCAAGCUUUCCAGGAACCAGCGGUUUUCCGCCUCCUUUUACCACUCAGUGGAGACUCUGGUCAACAUGCUGAUGCCUCACAUCACCCAGAAAUACAAGGAGAACUUGGAUGCUUCCCGCAAUGCCAACCAUAGCCUGGCGCUCUUCAUCAAGCGUUGCUUCACCUUCAUGGACCGAGGCUUUGUAUUCAAGCUGAUCAACAACUACAUGAACUGCUUUCUGCCUGGAGACCCCAAGACUUUGUUUGAAUUUAAGUUUGAGUUCCUGCGAGUGGUUUGCCACCACGAGCACUAUGUGCCUCUCAAUCUGCCCAUGCCCUUUGGAAAAGGCCGAAUUCAGAGGUUUCAAGACCUCCAGCUGGACUACUCUCUGACUGAUGACUUCUGUCGGAACCACUUUCUGGUGGGUUUUCUGUUACGGGAGGUGGGUACUGCUCUCCAGGAGCAGAAAGAAAUCAGACAGAUCUCCAUCCAGGUGCUAAAGGGUCUGAUGAUUAAACACACGUUUGAUGAUCGCUACGCUGCCAAGAGCCACCAGGCCAGACUGGCCACUCUCUACCUUCCUUUGUUUGGUCUUCUUCAAGAGAAUGUCAACAGGCUGGAUGUGAAGGACUCAGCUCCUCCCAGCAGCCAAAAUCACAUAAGAGAGGACUCUCUGGUCCCAAACUCCAUGGUGAACCCCCAGAAGCCUGGAAGCUGUAUAGAAAAUGCUCUCCACAAGGACGUCUUUGGGGUCAUCUCUGGGACAGCUUCCCCUCACAGCUCCACCCCUAAUGUGAGCUCGGUUCACCACACAGGCUCCAGAGGCUCUCUGAUCUCCACCGACUCAGCAAACAGCCUUCUGGACAAGAGCAGCGACAAAACCAACUCACUGGAGAAGAAGAGCCAAUGUGUGUCCACGCUGGGCAGCAGCAUUCUGCGCUGGGACAAACUGGACCGAGAGGAUAUCAGAAACCUGCUCAUGUGCUUCCUGCACAUCCUCAAGAGCAUGUCAGAGGAGGCCCUGUUUGCCUACUGGAACAAAGCAACCCCCUCAGAGUUAAUGGACUUCUUCACUUUAAUAGAAAUCUGCCUCCAUCAGUUCAGAUACAUGGGGAAGAGAUUCAUCUCCAGGAGCCAGGAGGGGGUGGGGCCUGUAGCUGCAGACAGGAAGUCUCUGACACUACCUGUGCCUCGUAACAGGGCGGGGAUUCUCCAUGCCCGUCUGCAGCAACUGGGAACUCUGGAGAAUGCCCAUACGAUCACUAACAUGUACUCUCACACCGAAGCAGAUGUAAACAGCCAGUGUCUGCUGGAGGCCAACAUCUCCACAGAGGUCUGUCUGACCGUGUUGGACACCCUCAGCACCUUCAUCAUGGGAUUCAAGACCCAGCUGGCUUCAGAUUUAGGUCACAACCCCCUGAUGAAGAAGGUUUUCCUGGUGCACCUGUGCUUCCUGCAGAUCCCUCAGUCAGAAGUUGCCCUCAAGCAGGUCUUCACCUCCCUCAGGACCUUCAUCUACAAGUUUCCCUGCACCUUCUUCGAUGGCCGGGCAGACAUGUGCGCCUCUCUCUGCUAUGAAAUCCUCAAGUGCUGCAACUCAAAGCUGAGCUCCAUCCGCAGUGAUGCCGCCCAUCUUCUCUACUUCCUCAUGAAAAGCAACUUUGACUACACGGGCCGCAGGUCUUUUGUUCGGACGCACCUGCAGGUGGUAAUCGCUGUUAGUCAGCUGAUCGCUGAUGUCAUCGGCAUUGGGAGCACCCGGUUCCAGCAGUCCCUUUCCAUCGUCAACAACUGUGCCAACAGUGAUAAGAGCAUAAAGCACACAGCAUUUCCUUCAGAUGUGAAGGACCUGACCAAACGCAUCAGGACGGUGCUGAUGGCAACGGAGCAGAUGAAGGAGCAUGAGAACGACCCGGAGAUGCUGGUGGACCUCCAGUACAGCUUGGCCAAGUCCUACACCAGCACCCCUGAGCUCCGGAAGACCUGGCUGGACAGCAUGGCUCGCAUCCACAACAAGAACGGAGAUCUGUCUGAGGCGGCAAUGUGUUAUGUGCAUGUUGCUGCUUUAGUGGCUGAGUACCUGUGGCGAAAAGGAAUGUUCAGGCAGGGCUGCUCAGCAUUCCGGGUCAUCACUCCAAACAUUGACGAAGAGGCAGCCAUGAUGGAGGAUGUUGGGAUGCAGGAUGUUCACUUCAGCGAGGAGGUUUUGCUGGAGCUGCUGGAGGAGUGUACUGAUGGUCUGUGGAAGGCUGAGCGUUAUGAGCUCAUUGCUGACAUCUACAGACUCAUUAUUCCCAUCUAUGAAGAACGCAGGGACUUCGAGAAACUGACACACUUGUACGAUACUCUCCACCGUGCUUACACCAAAGUGAUGGAGGUGAUGCAUACGGGCAAGAGGCUGCUGGGAACAUACUUCAGAGUGGCCUUCUUUGGACAGGGCUUCUUUGAGGACGAAGAUGGAAAGGAAUAUAUCUACAAGGAGCCAAAGUUUACUCCACUCUCUGAAAUCUCCCAAAGACUUCUGAAACUCUACUCUGACAAAUUUGGCCAGGAGAAUGUCAAGAUCAUUCAGGAUUCUGGAAAGGUGAACCCUAAGGACCUGGACUCAAAAUACGCCUACAUUCAGGUGACUCAUGUGACACCCUAUCUAGAUGACAAGGAAGUAGAGGACAGGAAGACCGACUUUGAGAAGAGCCACAACAUCCGGCGCUUUGUGUUUGAGACACCAUUCACGGUUUCGGGGAAAAAGCAGGGAGGAGUGGAGGAACAGUGUAAACGGCGCACUGUUCUUACCACCACCCACUGUUUCCCGUAUGUGAAGAAGCGUAUAGCAGUCAUGUACCAACACCAGACUGACAUGAGCCCCAUUGAGGUAGCCAUAGAUGAGAUGAGCUCCAAGGUGGCUGAGCUGAGACAGCUGUGCUCCGCCUCCGAGGUGGACAUGAUUCGACUGCAGCUCAAACUUCAGGGCAGCAUCAGUGUGCAGGUGAACGCUGGUCCCCUCGCAUACGCCAGAGCCUUCCUGGAUGACAGCAGUGCCAAGAAAUAUCCAGAUAACAAGGUCAAGCAGCUGAAAGAGGUCUUCAGGCAGUUUGUGGACGCCUGUGGUCAGGCCCUAGGGGUGAAUGAACGUCUGAUUAAAGAAGACCAACAGGAGUAUCAUGAUGAGAUGAAGGCCAACUAUAGGGACAUGAUCAGAGAGCUGUCAGACAUCAUGCACGAACAAAUCAGUCCAAUGGAAGAAGGUGCCAGGACAGCUCUGUCUGACUCGAUGGGUAUCUUCAACGCCAUCAGCGGCACUCCGGGCUCAAACCCACCAGGCUCCACCCUCUGAGAGGGAUGCCUGACUCCAGACUCAGACCCCCUCCACCACAAAUGACUGGUUAAACUGUGAUGCAUUUGAAAAACUUAACCAAAUGCAACCAUUCUGUAAGAGUUGAACUUUUUCUGUUCUGAUUGUGUCACCAGCUGCAACAGUCAACAUUACAUUUGUUGGACACUGUUCUUGUUUCCUAUGGAGACUUCAUUUUAUGCUGUUAAAUCAUUUAUCUUUGUGUAACGUUGGUUUCACCCUUUGUAAACGAAGAGAAACACACAAUAGGCUUGUGUCCUUAUAAACACAAUAGUGUCUGACGUCCAACGCUGCCAUUGGUACCAUCCAGGACCUGAGACUGAGACCUGAGCUUCAGGAUAUCCAUCCAGUCAAGGUCUGCAGUUGUUCUUGGUCAAUUUCUAUUUAAUUUUUUUAAAGAAAUUAUUUCUCUAUGAUAGGCCAGUGGACCUUGCCUAAAGCCAAGUGGAGGACCAGAUUAUUUUUGAACUAUUUUAUAAAAAAUGUGUGCAAUAUUUUGUGAAGUGACCAAGGCCUCCUGCUGGACAGAAUAUUGCCAAAGAUUUUAGGAACAGUCCAUCAUGUUCUCCCUCUGUCUGUCCUGUUGAAGCCUUUUUAUUAGCUGUCAGGUCAAAUAAAAGCAAAAACGUCUUUA
Nothobranchius furzeri (turquoise killifish) is the source of this 7315-nucleotide messenger RNA. Its product is annotated as dedicator of cytokinesis protein 9. The record is from RefSeq and is a predicted model, not a curated record. NCBI's taxonomy places the organism in Eukaryota, Metazoa, Chordata, Actinopteri, Cyprinodontiformes, Nothobranchiidae. Gene Ontology annotation, biological process: positive regulation of GTPase activity; small GTPase-mediated signal transduction. Gene Ontology annotation, molecular function: guanyl-nucleotide exchange factor activity.